CUUCGACGGCAGCAGCAGCAAGGAGGGAUUCAUCCAGUUCAGCGCGUACCGCAUCACACCCCACCGCGUGGUCGCGAUGGGCCUCAUGCCUCUCACACACCAUGACGUCAUCACUGCCCAGCACUGCUGGUGGGAGUCAGCCAAUGGGCAGUGGACAGAUGGCGCCAUCUCAGUGAAGUUCCCAGGGGAGCACCAUGCACGCGCCUAUGAGUGUGUGCUGCUGUACUGCGACCUGCAACGACCAGUCAGCUCCAUGGUGGGCGGCACGCUCAAGAUGGCGGUGGAUCAGCAGGACGUGGUGGUCUACAAGGAGAGCCCCGGCACGCCCGAGCCUCCGCCAGAGGUUCGGGAGGACGUGCGGGUGUUUGAGCGCAACCUGACCUACUGCUCCGCGCCCAUGUUUGGGGCGAUCGACACGCAGCGGCUGCUGGAGUGGAUCGAGUUUCAUAGAUCGGUUCACGGUGUUGAUUAUCUGCGCAUGUAUGAUGCAGGGGCCAUGGAUGAUGACGUCAUGGCAGCUCUGAGGCCGUACCUCAGGGCGGGCAUCAUGGAUAUCACUGACAUCAGGGGGGCAGCACUCUAUGACACGUGGAGCUAUGCGCAGGUGCUCAUGGUGAACGACUGCGCUCUCAGGUCUCGACAACUCACCCAGUGGGUGCUAUUCAUGGACGUGGACGAGUACAUUCACGUGGUGGAGCCGCCACACUCGCUGCUCGUCUUUCUCAACUCGGUGCCCGCCAUCCCCUGGCUCUCCUUCGGAUCCCUCACCUUCCCUCUUGACAUCUGCGGCAAGAUACAGGAGGCGGGGUGGGAGCCGUGGGCAGUGGAGCAGCUGGUGUUUCGAGAGCCGGUGCCGCACUGCAAGGAGCCCACCAAGUACUACAGUCGAGACGCAUGCCUCAAGUGGGACGGCCAUCGAAAGUACGUGGUCAACCCUCGAGCAGCGCAGGUGCUGCAGAUUCACCGGGUCUACGAGCUCAACGCUGCCUAUGAUGCCAAUGCUCCCCCUGAUGCCGCUGCUGCUGCCUCUGGUGCAGCUGCCGCUGCCCUUCUGGCCACUUCCGGCAGGGAAGAGGGUUCUUUUCUCGAUUUUCCAUCCAUCCCCUCCUGUUGUGCUUCAUCCCUUCCUCCAUCUUUCCUCUCCCGCAUUUUCUCGCCCUCCAUUUCCUCCCCCAUCUUCUUCCUCCCUUCAUUCCUCCAUGUCUUCCCCCUUCUUUGUUCCCUCUUCCCCUUGCCCUUCUUUCUUUCCUCGCUCCCUUCCGCCCUCCUUUCUUCCACUCUUCCCCCUUCUCGUCUUCUACAUCUAUCAUUUUCUGUUCUCCAUCUCCCACCUCCCUCCCAAGCUGCCUCAUCGUUUAUCUGCCUCCGUCCUCCCUCUUCCCGUCCCUCCCUUCCCCGUCUCCAUGUUGACCCUCCCCUCAUUCUUCCUUCCCAUCCUCCCCACCCUCCGCCGCUUCACCUUGAGAAUCCUAACCUAUUCCCCUCCACCCCACCCCUCUCCUCCUUGAGCCCCCCCCAUUGCCACAUGCUCUGCAUCACUCCUCUUCCUGCCUACCAUAUCGCCACCAUUACAAACUCACGAAUCACUCUUUCUCAGCCAAUCUACUACAUUCACCCACUUUCGUUGCGCUCUUGCCCUGUUGCACCCGUGCCCCUACUGUCUCCUGCUCCUCCAGUGGCGAAGCUUGACAUGGGGGGAACAGGUUUCCCUCCUCGGGAUGACGAUGGGGGUGGUGGAGGAGGUGGGGGUGGUGGUGGUCGCUUCUG
Closterium sp. Naga37s-1 is the source of this 1767-nucleotide messenger RNA. NCBI's taxonomy places the organism in Eukaryota, Viridiplantae, Streptophyta, Zygnematophyceae, Desmidiales, Closteriaceae. The record is from the annotation of a GenBank genome assembly.